AAAUGAGAGAGCGAUAUUGUUAUUGUUAGCUUGUUAGCUAGCAGACGAACUGGUGAAUGGAGCUAUGACAGAGUAAUAACCUCUUAUUACAUGUGCACGAUUAAGUUAUUACAAACGUAAAGUGUGGUAAACGUCCCAGCGAGUUCUUUAGCGGUGUAAACUAAUCAAGCAUUUUUCACGUUGUUUGGGGUAUGAGAUGGAGGACGGAAACAGAACUGAUGCUGCUUCCACAUCCAAGAGCCACGCAGGCUCACUCCACCUGCAGACUCCAAAAAACGAGGACGCCUAUGAAAUUGCCAUCCCCUAUGAAGAGAGCAACUUUGAGCAGCAAGGAUUUUUCAACCAGAGUGAUCAGAAUUUUGAUGAGUCGCCCCCAUCUGCUGGCACGUCUCAAGCAAACAACUCUUAUAUGGUGGUCACCAACCUGCGGACCCAGCUACAGAUCUCUCUGGAGAAAAACUCAUGGCUGCAGAAAAGAAUUGAGGACUUGGAAGAGGAGAGGGACUUCCUCCGAUGCCAGCUGGACCGCUUCAUCUUUUCCACAAAGAGCCAGGGACAGGAGCAGAGUCAGAGCCAGUACAGUAAUGGCUAUGAAUCCAGACGAUUUAACUGGAGGGUAAGAAGAGAGGAAGAUCGUCCCGUUGAACAGAAGACAGAGUCGCAACAUUUCCCCUCGCGUCAGUUCAUCCAACGAAGGCCUGGUCCUCCAACCAUGGUGCCUUCCAAAAACCAUGUGUCCAGUCCACUAACCAAUCAGCUUGCCUCUAUAAAUGCUUUGUUCAACUCUACACAAUCCCAGGCCCUCUUGCAAGGCCAUAGCCAUAGUACUCCCAAUACCACAGCCAGUGGCAGCAGCAGCAACAACAGUGCUACAAGGGCAUCCAUGAAUGAAAUGAGUGGACAUAGCAACAUAGGUCCAGGUAAUACAAAUGAUUCGCUUUCACUCUUGGGAGAAUCUGAUGAGUACUUGGAACAGGACGGCUACCUCGAGGAGGAGGAAAUGAUAUCAGGGGAAGAUGUAAUGCAAGAUACCAUUCACAGCAACAGACAUCAAUUAAAGAGGAGGCGGGUCUUCCGAGCCCCUAGAGAGCGACAGAGAGUGAAAGAUGCGGCUGGAGUGUUGUUUCGCUACAAGAAGAUCCUGCUUACAUAUCAGCGUCUGAAAAACAUGUCGAAAGCCUUCCAAAUCCAUGGUGUGGACCGCAACACGGUGGCUUCCACCACACCCAUUGCUGAGCUGCUCCUAGUGGCCCCAGAGAAGGUGGCGGAGGUGGGCGAGUUUGAUCCAUCCAAGGAGAAGCUACUGGAUUAUGCUCGGCGCUGCUACACUGCCCUGGAUGAGGAGACACUUAGCAGGGUGCAGGCCCUGAAGAAAAAUAACCUGCUCCUGCCCAUCUCCUACAGGUUUAGACACUGAGGAGAGAAAGACGGUGAAGUUGGUGGUUAAGUGUGAAGAAAAGAGGCAGUUAUUUUCUGCUGCAGCAGGCCAGCUCACUUCCGAGAGAUGCCGAGAGGCAUGAAGAAUUAUUUUGCCAUCUCAGCGUCCCGAAUGAGGCCGUGUAAACUGCGGCUGAGAUCCUUUACUUUUCAAACAGCUACACUUUUCCAAUUUUACUUUUAUUAUCAAAAGGGUGUCCGUUUCUUUGACAAAAAACCCUCACCAUUGUUCCAUAUUGAGGAUAUGGGAGUGCCCGCUGUAGCUGGAAAGGUAAAAAACAUGGUUUUUCUUGCUCAAAGAGCAAAAAUGGCAUGUCUGUGUGAUUUAAAAUGUGUGUACAAGAAUGUGUCUUUACUAUUUAGAUUAAAGAGGGGAUUGCUUUCCUUCAGUACUUAGCCGGUGUAAUCAUCUUAGCUCAUUCAUGUGUCAGCCUCAGCGUUUUCAGAGACACACAGACCUUUUCUUUCCUAAACAAAAUUAUGCUGGACUCCAUAGAUUUUGUAGAAUUUGACUGUGUGUUUAUAUUUCUCUGUGUCUUUGUUGUAUUAUUGUUGGCAUUGUCAUUAUAUCCUCAACUAUUUUCACAUGCCUUAAUGCAAUUUUUGUCUUGUCCUGGUGUGAGACAUGCAACAGUUUUGGGCCACUUUCACUCACUGAACAGAACCUACUUUUCCUUCCUUUUGGUUUAAAUGAGGGGAAAACUCUUAAAGAGGAUGACACAUAACAAACUGACAAUAGUAAAGACUAGUCCAACAUUAUGAGUUUUUUUUACAGUAACAUACUUCUUGCAACAAGAUCCACUUGUUUUUAGUUUAAAAUCUAAGACAGACACUUGUUGGUCUUGGGCCCAGUCUUAACAGCAAUACUGCUGCAUUACUCCGUUGUUUCACCAAGCCUUUUUUGUAAAUGAUCCGCACUAAAGUGUUUCACUUCUUAUGCUUCUGGUAUUGAGGCUCUUGCUGUAAUGCGUUUGUGACAAUAAUACCUUUUGUAAAAGAGUGAAGAGCAUUUACUAUACUAGCUAUAUGUAACUAGCUAUAUGUAACUUUGUGUAACUUCUGGUUCUGUGCGAAAACCUGUGGGCAUUAACUACACAACACAAACAUGUUACAGUUUGAGUUACAGAAUCAGCAAAAGCAACUUUCUUCCCAAUGCUCCAGUACAAGUGCAUGGAAAAAGAGCUUCUUAAAGGUCUGUAGUUUAUUAGGGCUGGGAACCAAAUUCAAUGCUCUUUAGGCACCGAGCAAAAGUAUUGAGUAUAAAAAUGAAAUGCAAAAAUGAAAUGUAAAAAUGCCUUGUCAUUGAAUGUCCAAUUUCCAUUCCUUAGAAGUAAAUCUCAUCAGAGGCAGUGAACCAAUAAGCAUGCAGCAUGCUUCUACCAAGAUCUAAUAAUGCUGGGAUUGGUUGUGUAACGUUACACGUCGUAAAGGCAUGCAGGAAAAACUCAGUUACGCAUAGAGACAGAGAGAUGAAAAGAUUUGGGCCGUAAUGUGUAAUGUUGUAAUUUCUUUUUGUUUUAUGAAUUGUUGAUGUAGAAAAGUAUUGUUUAUGAACACACAGUAUUGACAUUGAAAACCUUUGACCCAUACCCAGCCCUAAAGUUUUAUAGUGAUCUAGUCAAAAUUCAUAAUGUUCAAAGCAGCAAACGUAUUGAUUAUAUUAUACAAUAAUGUGUGGUGUUGAGACCAGUUCAGUAAAAUCAUGAUAUCUCUUACAUUAACACAGACUUUUGACUUACAUUUUCCUAAAUGUUAACAGAUAGGGUCUCCAGUCUGUGGAAGUUAUGCCAUUUUCACUGUCUUAUUGUUUGUUUGACUAAAAAGCAAACAGUGCACGGUGCAGUCCAAGUGCUAAGAAGAAUUUUUAAAACCAUUCCAGGGUACAGUGUUU
Molecule: messenger RNA, 3328 nt
Organism: Etheostoma cragini (Arkansas darter)
Lineage: Eukaryota; Metazoa; Chordata; Actinopteri; Perciformes; Percidae
Product: coiled-coil domain-containing protein 106-like
Exons: 8
Coding region: 197-1417 (406 amino acids)
Cellular component (GO): nucleoplasm
Source: RefSeq, a predicted model, not a curated record